This is a messenger RNA of Amblyraja radiata (thorny skate), 2914 nucleotides long. RefSeq names its product protocadherin-10-like. The record is from RefSeq and is a predicted model, not a curated record. The transcript has a single exon. Gene Ontology annotation, molecular function: calcium ion binding. Gene Ontology annotation, biological process: homophilic cell-cell adhesion. Lineage: Eukaryota; Metazoa; Chordata; Chondrichthyes; Rajiformes; Rajidae. Gene Ontology annotation, cellular component: plasma membrane. The coding region runs from base 145 to 2526 and encodes 793 amino acids.
GAACAGAACAGGCGCUUACCUUGCACGGCCAUAUUCAUUCAGCAUUUUCCGUGUAAACGUCAAUACAGUUACGGCAUAGGAUAGAUUAGGAUAUUGAAAAACAGAUUUUUAUAAAGUAAUUUGCUGCAUAUUUCUAUCGGAACAAUGGCGAAUGUAUUGAACUGCGUGUCGUAUUUUGCUUUCCUUGUCUGCAUGUCGGGCAUAGUCUCGGCACAGCUUCAUUACUCGAUUCCCGAGGAAAUGGAGCUUGGAGCCUUUGUUGGGAAUAUCGCUCAGGAUUUAAGACUAAACGCAUGGGAGUUACCGGCUCGCAGCCCUAUCCUGGUCUCCGAUGAAAGGAAGCAGUUCCUCGAGGUAAAUGUGGGUGAUGGUCAUUUAUUUGUGAGCGAAAGAAUCGACAGAGAGCAGCUGUGCAAGCAAAGGCUUACGUGCUCCCUGUCUCUACAGAUUGCGCUCCAUAAUCCUAAGGAAAUAUAUACUAUCGCGGUAGCAAUCCUCGAUAUAAACGAUAAUUCCCCCAGUUUUCAUGAGAGUGAAUAUUAUUUCAAUAUAAGUGAACAAAUUACGCCGGGGGCGCGGUUUCCUUUCGAGAGCGCGAGUGAUCCCGAUGUCGGUACAAAUACAAUUAACACUUACCAGAUCAGUCCGAACGACCACUUCGGUAUUAAAGUGCAGACAAGACGGGGAGGCAGUAAGACUGCCGAGCUGCUGUUGCAGAAAACCUUGGACCGUGAGCAGCAGGCGACGUUUCAGCUCACACUCACCGCCAUUGAUGGUGGGAAUCCGCGCAGAUCAGGUACAGCCCGCGUUAUCAUUACAGUAGAGGAUGGGAAUGACAACGCCCCUCAAUUUGAAUAUGAAACCUACAGCGCAACGUUAUCAGAGAACGUCCCGAAAGGAACGCUGGCGACAAAAAUCACCGCAGCCGAUUUGGAUGAAGGCAGCAAUGCAGCACUCACAUACAGUUUCACAAACCACGUUCCUCAAUCGAUCCGUGAGCUCUUCAAACUGGAUCCGCAAACAGGACAGAUCACUGUUGAAGGAACGCUAAAUUUUGAGGAAUCUCACUUUUAUGAACUUGAUGUAAAAGCAAUAGACAAUGGUUCGCCCCGAUUGACGGGUCAUGCAAAGGUUAUUAUCACCAUAACUGAUGUAAAUGACAAUGCUCCCGAGAUACAGGUCAUCUCGUCUUCCAGUACUGUUCCUGAAAACGCACAACCUGGAACCGUCGUUGCAUCAAUCAGUGUAACUGAUUUAGAUUCCGAGAAAAAUGGUCACGUCUAUUGUCAAAUUCCAAAAGAGUUUCCGUUUAAACUUGAACAAUAUUCUAUCAAUAAUUACCAUUUGAUUACCAGUGAUGUUUUGGAUCGUGAAAUAACCACAGUGUAUAACAUCUCUAUAUCAGCAUGGGAUGGUGGUUCACCGUCUCUUUCGUCGCAGGAAAGUGUCUUGAUUUCAGUUUCUGACAUAAAUGAUAACUCACCUCGAUUCACACAAACAAAGUAUAAUGUUUAUUUAAUGGAAAACAACACGCCGGGAUCUUCCAUAUUUGCUGUUUCCGCAAUCGAUUCUGAUAUUGGUCCAAACGGUGACGUAAUUUACAGCAUUCUAGAUGAGGGCUCCGAGUCGAGAUUUGUCACAAUGAACUCAAAGAAUGGCGACAUUUACGCACUGAUUUCCUUUGACUAUGAAGAAUUGAAGCAUUUCCAAUUCAAAGCGCAAGCUCGGGAUUCUGGAACUCCAUCACUGAGCGGCACUGUUACCGUAAAUGUUAUAAUUUUGGACCAAAAUGACAAUGCCCCAGUAAUUGUUUCGCCUUUGAUAUGGAAUGGUUCAGCAUCGGUGGACAUUGUGCCCCAGUCUGUACACUCGGGCUACUUGGUCACCAAGGUAAUUGCGACUGAUGCAGAUUCUGGUCAAAACGCAAGGCUUUCCUAUUUACAAUUGGAACCCAUAGACAACAGUUUGUUCACUCUGGAUGUUCUAUCUGGUGAAAUCCGAGCAACUAGAAGUUUAGAAGACCAAGACCUGAUCACAAAAAUAUUUGUCCUCUGUGUAAAGGAUAAUGGGCAACCCAGCCUUUCCAGUACAGCCACAGUCAGUUUCACAUUCUUGCCUAACAGUACAGUGCUAUCGUCUGAAAUCUCAAUCGAGCCCAAUGAGAAGAAACAACGUUUGAAUCUCAAUCUGUAUUUAGUCGUCGCUUUAGGAUUAACGUCUUUUCUGUUUCUGAUAACUAUUAUUUGUUUGCUGGUGGUGAAGUUUAAACAAGACAGAAAUAUUGAAGAAAGGUACAGCACGAGCGUUUGCUGCUCGGACCGUAACAAUUCGGAUAUGAUCUUUCAUCAGCGCCAAGUUGCAAACGAGGAUGCGGAUUAUAUUGGUUCUGGUCAGACCGAAGGUUACCGUUAUACUGUGUGUUUGUCACCUGAAUCUUCGAAAAGUGAUUUCCUCUUUCUGAAACCAUGCCAUCCAACAUUGCCUUUCAAUGAGGCGAGUGUCAGGGAAAACAGCGCAAGAAAAUGAAUUGAUUUUUUUUUUACAUGGAAUGGCGCUGAAUACAUUUUGUUAGCAAAUUUUUGUUAAGGGACGUAUGAAUCGGUAAGUUUUACCGAGACUUUCGAAUCUCCAUGUUAUUCUUGUUUGUCUGUUGUGUAAAUAGCUUUAUUGUGCUCGCAAUUACUAACAAAUACUUAAGCGCAUAUGUGGAUCUUUUAUCUCAACUGUAUUUCUGUAUUUUAGCUGUAUUACUGUUUGAAAAGACCUACACAUUUUGAAGUCAACAGUUUUUGCUCUAUUGUAAUACCUUCCCACAUAUCUUCAUCACCUUUCCACUGCUCUGCUAGUUCUCUUUGACAAGCACAUUGAACUGACGAUUAUUGUAAGAAUCAAUUUCAUGCUUAGCAAUAAACCA